AUGAAUCGAUCAAUACCCGUUCGCGUUAAUUUACUAAUUGAGAAUGCCAUUCUCCAGGGAAACGUGUAUGGUCGCGCUCUAGACUCAAACCAUUUUCUUAAUAUUCUAGACAUCGAGAAUGGGCGAUCAUCUCGAUCCGAUUUGCAAGUGAAAGCCUACCAUAUCUUUAAAAUUGUGGUGAAGGAGGAAGCGAUAAGGAUUUUACACGAAGAUCACCUUGGAGUUAUAGGGUUUUCAACGGCAAAAUUAUGGAAAAUGACUCCACCAGCUGUAAAAAGCACGUAUCAAGCGUGCGCUGAAGCCGUGGAUAUGAAUAUCCCCAAAAGAAAUUUUGUUACUUCCGCUAACGUUACUGCCGUUG
This is a messenger RNA of Acaulospora colombiana, 361 nucleotides long. NCBI's taxonomy places the organism in Eukaryota, Fungi, Glomeromycota, Glomeromycetes, Diversisporales, Acaulosporaceae. The record is from the annotation of a GenBank genome assembly.